Messenger RNA from Cuscuta campestris, 666 nucleotides. The record is from the annotation of a GenBank genome assembly. NCBI's taxonomy places the organism in Eukaryota, Viridiplantae, Streptophyta, Magnoliopsida, Solanales, Convolvulaceae.
CCGGCACCCACAACUCCCCACCACCACUCCGCGCCACCGCAUGCCCUCAUCCCUCCACCAUCCCAAAGAAAACAACCCAUCGCAGUCUGCGGCAGCGUUUUCUGCAAAUCUUGCAAGAACUCCACCAUUCCCAUCAAAGGGGCUGUGGUGAAAUUAGAGUGCAAGAACACGAAGAAGGAGAUGGAGGAGAGGACAGAGACGGACGAGAAGGGGUAUUUCUUGUUGAAGCCGAGGAUAGUGACGUCAGCGGGGUGGCACAAGUGCAGGGUGUCUCUGGUCUCUUCGCCGCACCGCAAGUGCAACGUGCCCACGAAUCACAACCUGGGCCGGGCCGGGGCGCCGCUGAACUUCCACCGGCCCGAGAACAAAACGCUGUCGUAUCCCCGCUUCACCGUCGGCCCGUUCUUCUUUAAGCACUAUAACCAGACUCACUGCAAAAAGCAUCUCAUUGGUUGAAAGGCUAAGCUCUGUUUGAAGAAGCUAAGGAAGAAGAGAUUAAUUAAUUUAGAGCAAUUAAGUUGUAAUGUUUGCAUUAUUAAUUACUAUUAUUAGUGUUUGUGUUUUGGAUGUUUUUUUUUUGAGGGAAGUGUUUUGGAUGUUAUUAGCCUUAUAUUGGAGUAUUAUUGGCCUUAGUUUGUUGUUGUCACUUGACUGAAAUCUUUAUUA